UUCUUUUCUCGUUGUUCUUCAACGCGGAAGUUUUAUAACAGUACACACGGUGGAGUUGUGUACUGUGUGAACAUAAGUUAAAUUAGACUUCAUUACUCAAAUAGAAGCGUAUAAUUUGAACUCACUUGUCAACAUGGUGAACCUCGGGCUGACGAAGGUGGACGACGCGAUAGCAGCAAAACACCCGGGGCUGCAAAGCUACGCUGCCUGUCAGUCUCACGCCUUCAUGAAGGGCACUGGGACCUUUGCACUGGGUGUUGCAGGUCUUUUUGCCAUCCAAAAGGCUAUACAGAGGAAACUCCCUUAUCCUCUUCAGUGGAAUCUUCUCAUUUCAAUAGUGGCGUCGUCAGUUUGUAGCUAUGCGGUGACCCGCUGGGAAACACAGAAAUGUUCAGACCUUUGGCUCCUGCUAGAGACGGGCAAAGUGCCAGAUAGAUCACCUCCACCACCAGCUGUAUCUCCUCCAGAGGACUCAAAAGAGGCUCAGAAGACAAAAUAUGGCGAUGUAAUGGAAUAAACAUACACCUUCAUCUAGGAAGCCUGUUUUCCAGAAAAUAUAUUUAAAGAUUGGUGCAAAGUACAUGCACUUUAUAUCUAUUUUAAUUGUGUUUCACCUUUUUUACUCAUGUGCCUCAAGAAACAAUUUUAUUAUUUUAUUUUAGACUCCAUGAUGCUUUUGAAUUUCAUAACAGCAUUAAAGUGGAUUACAAAGAACUGCAUGUGCUAAACUGCAGGUCAGGAAUUAAUUCGGGUCUUUAGCAGAAAUCUGAUGUUAAGCUCGCUGAUCUGGUAUUAUUGUCUGGUCAUGUUGGUUUGUCAUGCAACAGAAUGUAAUCUACCACCAGCCACUGGCUGUUCCUGCACACAUAUUAUGGGCUGUAUCAAGCUGUUUGUUGCUGCCCUUGUUUGCUCUGGGUAUUUAAACCAGCUAAUGAUCAGAUUUAGCUUUUAAGGACUUGAACGUUAGUAAAAGCUGAAAUCCAGCAAUUGAAAAUGGUUUCCCGCUGUUGCUUGUAGCUGCUAAAAACAGCUGUCUUCAGUGUAUAAAAUCUGAAAUAAAGUCGGCAUAUUGAAAAGAAGCA
This is a messenger RNA of Fundulus heteroclitus (mummichog), 1082 nucleotides long. RefSeq names its product transmembrane protein 141 (gene tmem141). NCBI's taxonomy places the organism in Eukaryota, Metazoa, Chordata, Actinopteri, Cyprinodontiformes, Fundulidae. The coding region runs from base 134 to 517 and encodes 127 amino acids. The record is from RefSeq and is a predicted model, not a curated record. The transcript is spliced from 5 exons.